Messenger RNA from Brugia malayi, 960 nucleotides. RefSeq names its product Activator 1 40 kDa subunit, putative (gene Bma-rfc-2). Bases 1 to 960 code for a protein of 319 amino acids. The record is from RefSeq and is a predicted model, not a curated record. Gene Ontology annotation, cellular component: nucleus; DNA replication factor C complex. Gene Ontology annotation, molecular function: DNA binding; ATP binding; ATP hydrolysis activity. Lineage: Eukaryota; Metazoa; Nematoda; Chromadorea; Rhabditida; Onchocercidae. Gene Ontology annotation, biological process: DNA repair; DNA-templated DNA replication. The transcript is spliced from 8 exons.
AUGAAUUCGAGCACUCCUUGGGUCGAAAAAUACCGGCCAAAAAUGUUGUCAGAAGUGGUCGGAAAUGAAUUUGUUAUUCAACGUUUGGCUGCCUUUGCAAAGCAAGGAAACACACCAAAUAUUAUUAUUUCGGGACCGCCAGGAUGUGGCAAGACAACGAGUAUGUGGGCAUUAGCACGGGAGAUGCUCGGUGAUCGUCUUAAAAAUGCAUGUUUGGAAUUGAAUGCUUCCGAUGACAGGGGGAUAGACGUUGUACGAAAUAAAAUCAAAACUUUUGCACAAAGUAAGGUUACGUUGCCACCGGGAAGACAUAAAAUAAUUAUACUAGAUGAAGUGGAUUCAAUGACAGAGGGGGCGCAACAAGCGCUCCGAAGAACAAUGGAGAUAUAUAGUAAAACGACUCGCUUUACACUGGCGUGUAAUCAGUCUGGGAAAGUCAUAGAACCGAUUCAAUCUCGUUGUGCUAUUUUGCGUUUUUCGAAACUUUCUGAAGAACAAAUCGUGAAAAGAUUGUUGCAAAUAUGUGAAGCAGAAAAGGUAACAUACGAUGAUAGUGGGAUUGACGCUUUAGUUUUUACUGCUCAAGGAGAUAUGCGGCAGGCUCUUAACAACCUGCAAUGUACAGUAGUUGGCUUCAACAAUGUCACGGCUGAUAAUGUUUUCAGGGUAUGUGACGAGCCACAUCCGCAAAUGGUAAUGCAAAUAAUCGAGCAUUGUGUUCAUGGGAAAGUUAUCGAAGCUGGUGAAAUUGUGCAUAGUCUCUAUCGGAUGGGUUAUUCAGCAGAAGAUAUCCUUAACAACAUGGUUCGCGUGUGUAAAACACUCAGUAUUCCUGAAUAUCUAAAACUGGAAUACGUGAAGGAAAUUGGUUUGUGUCAUGUACGAAUUGUGGAAGGAGUUAGCUCACUACUUCAGUUAUCUGCACUGGUUGCUCGAAUGUGUCUUAAACAAAGUCAGUGA